AUGGAUGGCGGUAACUUACAAAACGUGGAUGAUGAUUCUGGGAUGAUCACCGGGGGCACUAUCGCGAUGGAAGUGGAGGAAGACGUCCCAGACGAAGUCCGCUUCGUACCCUUUCAAUAUGAUAUCGACACGGAAGAAAGCGUGCAAGAUUCGAACAAUACCGAAGAGGUUUGGAGAACGUUCAGUACUCAGGAGGCUGAAGGCCCACCGCGCUCUCCUUCGGCCACUACUGUCCCCGCCGCAGGUGCUAAGGCAUCGGGCAAUAGUACUGCUGAACCCGCAGGCAUUGGAGGCGUAACUCCUGAAAAGGGCAAGCAGAGAGAAGCGCAGCCUGAUACGUGGGCUCCAUUCGCCGACGAGGCGGCCGCUAGUCAAUGGUUUUCCAGUCUCUCGGAAAAUCAAGCGGCUUUUCUAAUUCGCGGCUAUUUCUCCGAUGGCAUUGUGACGUCAGGCCCGCCCCAUCGUGAGGCAUUUCCGAAACACAGCAACUUUCCCUUGGCCGCCGCGCUCAAGUCGGCUCGCCAAGCAUCCGCGCAAGAACACGGACGGAGCGGGAGCAAGGAGAUGGAGGAGAUUUUCAAAGGAGUUGUUGAGGCAAUGCCCGAGAGUGUCAGGAAAGAGAUUCUCUCUGACGACUCCGAGUUGGUUUGGAACAUUCCGAGCCUCGAGGGCGCAGGGAUGUCGGCCGAUCUCAUCGACGCUCAGCUCAAUUACAUGUCAUCGUGGCUGGGCACUCUCGUGAACCACUACAUGCACAAUUGCGAAGUCCAUGAGAGGCUGGAUGAUCACUUGAGGGCGGUGAAAGCCGCCUUGGUGCUCAGAGAGCACAGCAACACUCUUUCCGACUCUCUUAAAGGUUUAUGCAACCUCUAUGAUUCUUAG
Messenger RNA from Coprinopsis cinerea okayama7#130, 882 nucleotides. RefSeq lists its product as hypothetical. NCBI's taxonomy places the organism in Eukaryota, Fungi, Basidiomycota, Agaricomycetes, Agaricales, Psathyrellaceae. The coding region runs from base 1 to 882 and encodes 293 amino acids. The record is from RefSeq and is a predicted model, not a curated record. The transcript is spliced from 3 exons.